This is a messenger RNA of Diaporthe citri, 1497 nucleotides long. RefSeq lists its product as uncharacterized. Gene Ontology annotation, molecular function: oxidoreductase activity. NCBI's taxonomy places the organism in Eukaryota, Fungi, Ascomycota, Sordariomycetes, Diaporthales, Diaporthaceae. The record is from RefSeq and is a predicted model, not a curated record. The transcript has a single exon. Bases 1 to 1497 code for a protein of 498 amino acids.
AUGAGAGCCCAGAGGCAGAUUUGGCUGCUAUUGGCGAUUCUAGCCCAGCCACUCCGAGUCUACUCCCGUGGUUGGUCUGUCAUUGACAUCAACCGAGAUGAGAGUGAGGUAGUCGAGCGAGAUGUGUGCGUCGUGGGCGGAGGAGCCAGCGGUGUUCAUGCUGCGGUAUCACUCAUGGACUUGAACAAGACUGUGAUCGUGAUCGAGCGCGAUGCCCAGCUAGGAGGUGCCACACAAACGUACAUAGAUCCGGACACCGGGGCGCCCGUGGACAUCGGCGUGGUUGUCUACCAGCCGUUCCCGGCCGUGCAGGAGUUCUUCGACAAAUUCCAGAUAUCAUUGAUCAACACAUCAACUGCCGACGUUAAUGCGCCGGGCCAGCCACCAAAUCCUUCCGUUCCCGCCCCUUUAUUCAACACCAUUCGGAAACACGCAGACUUCCGGGACGGCUCGGAUGUAUCGUGGACUGAGUUCCCCGAUGUUGCGGGUGCUUUGCAACGAAUGGCUGCAGUGCUGUCCCAAUAUUCGUACGUUUUGGAAGGCGACGAUCUUCCGGAUCCAGUGCCACAAGAUCUGUACUCGCCUUUCGGUGAAUUCGUGGACAAGUACAACCUGUCGGCCGCUUUUCGGAUUACAUACGCAGUCGGACAGGGAACAGGAGACAUGCUUCAUAUGCCCACCAUUAACGUCAUCAAAUACUUCAACCUGGGAGACAUUCAGGCCCUAUCUCAGGGCUACCUGACAUCAGCAAAGGGGAACAACUCAGAGCUGUAUUACAAGGCCACCGAAUAUCUGGGAGCACGAAAUGUCAUGCUCCAAUCCACGGUCAUCGCCACCGAGCGCCAAAACACAUCAACAGGCCGAUCCGAACUCCUCGUCUCAAGCCGCGACGGCGGCCCCAAACUCCUCUCAUGCUCCCAGAUCCUCCUGACCAUCCCGCCCACCCUCUCCAACCUCGCCGGCUGGGACCUCACCCCGCAAGAGCGCGCCGUCUUCUCGCAGUACACCACAGCCAACGGGUACUGGACGGGCCUGGUCCGCGGCAUCGGCAUGAACCAGACCGUGAGCUUCGACAACGCCGCGGCCCACACCCCCUUCAACAUCCCCGUGCUGCCCGCGCUGUACCACGUCGCGCCCGUCGGCACCAUCGACGACGUGUGGUGGGUCAAGUUCGGCGCCGACGCGCCGACGCUCACGGACGCGCAGGUGCGGGCCUACGCCACCCGCCAGAUCCAGACGCUGCAGGCGGCCAAGGGGUUCCCCGUCACGGAGCCGGAGUGGCUGGUCUUCAAGUCGCACUCGCCGUUCCACUUGCAGGUUCCGGGCGAGGCGAUCCGGGACGGGUUUUAUACGGAGUUGUCGGCGCUGCAGGGGGGGCUGGGUGGGACUAUGUUUUACAGCGGCGCGGCGUUCCAUACUCAUUACAGUGCUUAUCUGUGGCGGUUCAACCGUGAUGUUGUGAUCCCCAAGAUGCUGAACCAGGCUGGACGCGUGUGA